Messenger RNA from Triticum turgidum subsp. durum (durum wheat), 954 nucleotides. NCBI's taxonomy places the organism in Eukaryota, Viridiplantae, Streptophyta, Magnoliopsida, Poales, Poaceae. The record is from the annotation of a GenBank genome assembly.
AUGAUUCCUGGCCGCCCCAUGCUCUGCUCUGUCACCACCAAUGGUGCAUUCCAAUCCUGGCCAGUUGAUAGAAAAACAUGCUCUACAGCCCCCACAGUUCUCAUCCUAAAACUGUCAAGGGAACCUUCAUCCUUGAUGGCUUGCUGCGUGAGGAAGCCUUCAAAAGGAACCCAAUUGCCGCCAGGUUUUCAAACUUUGGCGACCCUGGAGAUGAGCAAUGGAAGAAGAUCAGCCAGUGGGACACCACUGAAAAUCUUCAGUACGGAUGUAGGGUACAUCUGGUCAGCAUCGCUGGACGCUAAGAUCCCUUCCAUGGACUCCCUGCUACCAUUCUUGUCAACAGUCCUUGGAUACUUCAUCAUUGCUGGAUCUACUUUCAUCAAGCUCCCUCAGAUACUAAAGAUUUUGAAGCAUGGAAGUGUUAGAGGACUUAGUGUAGCCUCCUUUGAGCUUGAGCUCAUUGGCUACACAAUUGCUCUGGCAUAUUGUAUUCAUAAAGGACUGCCCUUUUCAGCUUAUGGAGAGCUAGCUUUUCUGCUGAUCCAAGCAAUUAUCUUGAUUGGAAUCAUUUACUAUUACUCGCCACCAAUGGGAAGCAAAACAUGGAUGAAAGCUUUGCUAUAUUGUGGCCUAGCUCCGACUGUUUUGGCUGGAAAAAUUGAUCCAGGUCUUUUUGAAAUCCUUUAUGCUUCACAGCAUGCCAUCUUCUUUUGUGCUAGAGUACCGCAGAUAUGGAAAAAUUUCACAAAUAAGAGCACUGGCGAGCUGAGCUUCCUGACUUCUUUCAUGAACUUCGCUGGUUCCCUCGUAAGAGUUUUUACCAGCAUCCAGGAGAAGACUCCGUUAAGUGUACUUAUGGGCUCUGUAAUCGGCAUCGUAACAAACGGUACGAUCUUGGGUCAGAUAGCGAUGUACCAAAAGCCCGUGCCGAAGAAAGGGAAGAAAGAAGAGUAA